Messenger RNA from Ictalurus furcatus (blue catfish), 2402 nucleotides. RefSeq lists its product as uncharacterized. The record is from RefSeq and is a predicted model, not a curated record. NCBI's taxonomy places the organism in Eukaryota, Metazoa, Chordata, Actinopteri, Siluriformes, Ictaluridae. The transcript has 13 exons. The coding region runs from base 20 to 1630 and encodes 536 amino acids. Gene Ontology annotation, biological process: cell surface receptor signaling pathway; immune response; positive regulation of T cell proliferation. Gene Ontology annotation, cellular component: external side of plasma membrane.
GUUGUCUUUGUACGGAAACAUGGAGACUGAUCUGAUGCGUUGUUUUUAUCUGUUGCUGUUGAUGGUCAUCUGUGACGGGUUCCAUGUCCAUGGUCCGUCUGGUCCUCUCAUUGUCCAGCUGGGAGGCUCAGUGAUGCUGCCCUGCUUUGUAGAGACUCCUCUACCAAUGCAAGAACUGGAAAUAGAGUGGAAAAGAAAUGACUCUGAAACUCUAGUGCACUUGUGGCAGAAUGGAGAGAGUCAUCCGGAUUCUCAGAACCCGAGUUAUCGUGAAAGAGCUCAUUUCUUCAUUGAGGAGAUCGCUCAGGGAAACUUCUCUCUCUUCCUUAUGAACGUGACCCGGGAAGACGCAGGAGUCUAUAAGUGUGCUGUUUACACAAAACAUGACUCCUAUGAAACUCUGAUUGAAAUAAAGGAGAUUGAGCGUUUGAUCGUGUCUGGAGCCCACGUCAUAUCUGCGUAUGCGGGUGAAGAUAUCACUCUGAAUUGCUCUGUAGACUCACAUAUCCCAGCGGAAAAUAUAGAACAGGUCUUAUGGAUGAAAAUGGAUGGAGAGAUCUUAGUGCUGCUCUAUGAACAUGGUGAGGUCCAGACAGACUCGUCCCAUGAGAGAUACAUGGACAGAGUGGAAUUGUUCAGCGCUGAAGAAAGAAACAAAGGAAACUUCUCAUUGAGACUGAAGGAUGUCCGAACUGACGAUAAAGGGCUGUAUACAUGUUCAGCAUUCUCUGGGGCAUUCUCAGAUAACACAACUGUGGAAGUGCAGCAGCUGGGUUUUUCCUCUAUGCAGGUUGGAAUUUUUGUUUUAUGUGCACUGGGAUUUGUAAUUGGAUCACUUAACCUAGGAUACUUCUCUUAUACAUCUUUUAAAAAUAAUGAUGACAGCAGAAGAGCCCUAGCUAUACAAUUGGGACAUGUCCUUUGUCCUAAUAUUACUAUGGUCAUUGUCUUCAUCCUUUGGGGUGUUACUGACGGGUUUUUUACAGAAGCAGCAACUUGUUCAGCACUGAACGGUGUUCGGAUCCUUUUUCUACUUUGGAUUGCUCUCCACUUGAAAACAUUUGAAGGUUAUCCCCGCCAAUUAAUUAACCGCUCGGCAAUUCAACUACAAUAUGCAGUGAUAACUGUGGUUGUUUAUUCACCUCUUGUUGUGGAUGUCUGGUAUAAUGUAAACACUGGAGGGAAAGUGGGGUUUCUGAUAUGUCUGCUACUGGGGCCACUUUCUACUCUUCUGUAUAUUCUGUAUCUUAUCACUACUGUGUGCCGUGGAAGGACUCUACAAAUACAAGCAAGCUUAAGUCACAUUAUUACAGAACUCAGCAAUUUUCUACGACUAUUUGUUAUUAUAAAUACAUAUGGAUUUCAGUCAGGACUUCUGAUGUUGGCACUAAUUCCAGUUUUGGCAUGGAUUUGUUUUUACUGUUAUUUUAAUUGUAUACGUGUGUAUUUACUCCAGAUAUCAUUCAUGAUGAUCCUGGAGGUUCUAACUGCAUCAGCGUCGAUCUACGUCCAUUAUGUCUUUGUGGAUAAUGUGAAAGAGCGUGACGCGCUGACCUGUGCGACUGCAUUCCUCCAAAUCUUGACCGUGAUAACACUGUUUAUAGAUCUAAAUUAUUUCUCAGGUUCGUGAGGCAGUCCAUGGAGAGAACGAGGUACGGGAGGACGUGCGCCUAGUGGCACCGGGGGACCAGGUAUACAUUCGUGUUUUCAAGAGAAAGAGGCCCCCUUGCGGGACGUCGGGAAGGACCGUUCACCGUGGUUGCUGCAACCCCCACGGCUGUGAAAGAAGAGGGGAGGAAUUACUGGUAUCACUUGAACCACUGCAGCAGCGCCGAACCAGGUAAGGGACCGCUACUGCAAGACACUACCGACGAACAACCAUCGACCUCAAGACUAGUCAGUACAAGGAAGCCCAUUGGGGCAGUGGUGUUCACUGAUAGUGACAGUGAUUCGGGUGCAUCCCUGAGCCCUGCCUACGGCACUCGAGCCCAGACUAAGCGGCGGGCUGUUGAAAAACUAGAUAAACUGUCUCAGUCUGAUGCCAGUAGUCCUACCGUUCUCACGCCCCGAGUAGAAGUGACGGGUGUAGUUACCAGCCCACAGGAAGUUGUAACCCCAACAACGGAGGAUUUUCUGUCUACGUUUGCCACUCUCUGUCAGGACCUUGACGACCCCGCUUUGCCUCUGAGCCUAAUCGACUCAGAUACGCUACAGUCUCUAGCAGCGCAGUUGAACUUACCUGAGCUUACUCCUGAACUUCAGUCUCCACAUGAAUCCUUGCGCACUCCCCUACCACCGGUUCCGGAGGGGACCGGUGGGACGAGCUCCACAGAAUAGUAGCACGUAUGUGGGUAGAGUGAUUUUUACAGCAGGGCUAAUAGCACUCUUUUUCUUUUUCUAUG